This is a messenger RNA of Labrus mixtus (cuckoo wrasse), 6658 nucleotides long. RefSeq names its product lysine-specific demethylase RSBN1L-like. Bases 79 to 3753 code for a protein of 1224 amino acids. Lineage: Eukaryota; Metazoa; Chordata; Actinopteri; Labriformes; Labridae. The record is from RefSeq and is a predicted model, not a curated record. The transcript is spliced from 9 exons. Gene Ontology annotation, cellular component: nucleus.
CCUGCUUGCACGUCGCUUAAAAAAAACAGCAGCGGCGGCAGUUGAGGAAAGAGAGUAAAUAGAGAGAGAAGCCUCAAGAUGGCUGACUCGCUGGGCUCCGUCCAUCUCACCGGAGCUGCUGCGGUAGUCCCGGCGGUCGCCUCCGCUAAAAGCCUUCUCGUCAAGCCCACGGAGGCGAAGGGAGCCCCUGACAACCGCUCACAGUCUUCUCGCGAUUUCAACCCGCCGCCGCCCAAGAGGGUCCGGGUCGAGGAGAGGAGCGUGAAACCCAAGAAACUCAGCACGGAAGGAGGAGUGGGAGGCAACCGCAGUGUCAAAGAGAAACUCCAGCAGCCCACGAAGCAGCAGAGUUACAGCCCGGGGUCGUGGAACUUCAGUCCGCUGAAGACGAGCAGCAACAUCCCUCCUCCGGUGCCUGCUACCGGUGGAUCCCAACCACCGACAAACACCCAUAAAGUCUUCAAACAGAGCCAUUUCUUCCUCCACAAAGCGCCUUCCUCCUCCAAAUCCAAGAAACCCAAUAAAGAUAAACUGCGGGAGAAGGAGAAAGGAUGUGGAGAUAAAAAACAUAAACUGUUGGUGACCUCCGGACACGGGAGUAAUGUUAGUAACAACAACAACAACAACGAUGUCAGCAGAUAUAACAACACUUCUGCAGUCAAGAGGGAAAAUGGGGAGGUCAUGUUGCCACCUAAAGAGUACUCUGACAAGGCGAAAGAGAGAGAGCAAGAGGAGAGGGAGAAGAAGAAGGUCAAAGACAGAGAGAAGGAGAAGAACAAGCACAAAGUGAUCAACGAGAUCAAGCGGGAGAAUGGAGACGUCAAGCAGCCCAUUAAAGAUGAAAAAGAGAAGAUCAACUCUGAGGAGCUGCAAAUAAAAAAAGUGAAGAAGAAAAAGAAGAAGAAACACAAAGAGGUGGAGAAGCACAAACGUGUGAAGAUGUACCACCGCUCCUGCCAGACCACAUGUGCCGGCUUGCUCCUUUGCCCUCCAUCCUCUCCCCCUCCCAGUAACUCCUCCCUUUCUCCAUUUAAGUCCCCUCUCCCUAUUUUCAACACAACUAACAACAGAACACACCUCCUGCCUUCUUCUCCUCCUCUCGCCUCCAAAGCGCUCUUCAGCUCCUCUCUCCACAACUCUCCGUCAUGCAUCAAGCCUGCACAACCCUCCCCUACCAAAAACCAUGCACAGAGUGUGUACCCUGGCAUGGCCGGCCUGGAGUUUGCCCCGUACAUUCACAUAGAGAACCAGCCUAACGGAGGCGCCCUGGUGGCUCACGCCUACACCUCCCAGCUCUCCUCUCUCUCCGCGGGACAGAGGCAGAGAUUCGCCCAGGAGUUUGUCACCUUGUCUUUCAGUGAGGACUCAUCCCAGGCAGCUCAUUACGUCAUGGGGAUUGUCCACGGAGAGGCAGGUUACCUACCUGACUUUUUGGACUACUUCUCAGACAACUUUCCCUCAGCUCCAGUCAAAAUGGAAAUACUGGGGAAGAAGGACAUAGAAACCACCACCAUGGCUAAUUUCUACUCUCAGGUGAAAAAAACAUACAGUAAUGGAACAUACAGAGCCGGGGCGAUGAGACAGAUCAGUCUGGUAGGAGCCGUGGACGAGGAGGUUGGGGAUUAUUUCCCAGAAUUCCUCAGCAUGCUGGAGGAGUCACCCUUCCUGAAGCGGACUCUUCCUUGGGGAACGCGCUCCAGUCUAAGGCAGAUGAGUCCCACAGAGAGUGACGACGGGCCUAUAAUGUGGGUCAGACCAGGAGAGCAGAUGAUACCUGUAGCUGAUAUACCAAAGUCCCCUUUUAAAAGGAAACGCUCCACCAACGAGGUGAAGAACCUGCUGCAGUCUCUGCCCAGGACCAGCGAGCCCAGAGAGAUGCUGUUUGAGGAUAGGACCCGCGCGCAUGCCGAUCACAUCGGGCAGGGCUUUGAGCGUCAGACCACAGCUGCUGUGGGGGUCCUGAAGGCCGUACGUCCCGGAGAAAGCUCGGACCCUCCUCGUGUAACCAAAGACGUUGUGUGUUUCCACGCUGGUGAUUUCCCUCAUGUGGUUCAGAGGCUGCAGCUGGACCUAUAUGAACCUCCCCUAUCUCAGUGUGUGAAGUGGGUGGAUGACGCCAAACUGAACCAGCUGCGUCGAGAGGGCAUCCGCUACGCCCGCAUCCGCCUGUGUCACAACGACAUCUACUUCAUCCCUCGCAACGUGGUCCACCAGUUCAAGACCGUGUCGUCUGUCUGCAGCCUGGCCUGGCAUGUACGCCUACAGCAAUACCACGGUGGAGAAGGAGAGGACGAAGAAGAGGAGGAGGAGGUGAAGGAGGAAGAGGAGGAGGUAGAGCUGAAGGAAGAGGAGAGCGAGGUAGAAGAAGAGAGGAGGAGAGAAAAAAAGGAGGAAAAAUGUCUGAAAGAGAGGAUAAAGGAGGAGGUCGACGUGGCAGAAAAAAGGACGUUGCUGACUGUCAAAACUGAGGAGGAGGAGUCUCUUCCUCCUCAGCCUUCACCUCUUGUGUCUCCGCCUCCUCUCUCCAUGGACUCCAAUGUGAGCGGCACGAGAGACAAAGAAGAAGAAGAAGAGGAGAAGAAGAGGUUGAAAGAAGGAGUCAAACCCAAACAACAGGAUUCACCUCAUGCAAAAAUAAAAGCAGAACCACUUUCAACCUUAAGAAACAAAUCAACUCCACCUCCUUCUGCUUGCCGUCCUCCUGAUCAGGACGCCAAACCCAAAGCAGCAUUAUCAAAGCACCAUCACCGUCAUCACCAUCAUAACUCUGAGAACAGGACGACGUCUUCCAGUAAAAGCUCCUCUUCAUUUCCUCACUCAGCUUCUAAAUCACACAUCUCAAAGUCUUCCUCUUCAUCUUUGGUGUCUCCUCUAGCUCCUCCUUCUCCAUCCUCAGUAUCCUCUGCAUCUUCUCUUCCAGCUACAACAUCCUCCUCCUUUGCCAAAUCAGCCCAAACUAUUGUGAAACCAUCUUCCUCCUGUCGGCCUGAACACCUGAAGGACAAAGACUCCCCCCACCUGAAAGCAGACAACGCCUUAGACACUCGGACACACAAAGCUGCAGCAGACGUUCAACAAACACACACACCUUCAGGUCUGCAGGUAGACAUUCGGACACACACUGCAGAUGUGAGGACAUACACACUCCAAGAGACAUGGACUCGGAGUUCAAACUCGAGGACCUCGUCUUUGGAUCCACAGAGGCCGGGGAGUUACCUGCAGCAAUACACACCCAAACACCUGCCCCCUCCCUCCCCACUCCCUCACAUGCUGCCCCCAUCUUACCCUCCUCACAGACCCCCAAUGCAUCCCCCAAAUCCUCCACUGCCCCAAACUAUGAACUCAUUUCUCCCACAGACUCCGCCCCCCCAUUCAGCCCACAUAAACCAGCUCCACCUGCCCCCCCCUCCCCAACCUAACCUCACCACCCAGUCUCAACCGUACUACCACCCUCCCCUCCCCGCCUCCCAAACUCUCCCUCAUCUCCUCCCUCACCAUCACCAGUACCCCCCCCAAACCAAACCCUACUACCCCCAUCAGCACCCCCACUUCCCGUUUCAUCCCUUCCUCCCCCCGCAGUCGUACCUCCCCCAACUGCCCGCUUCUUACCCCCCACAGCCGCUGUACCAAACUCUAAAGCCAGCACAGCAUUUCCCUUCGCCUCCUCCUCUGCCUCCUCCUCCUCCUCCUCCCCCUCAGCCUUCACCCUCCCUCCUCUCCCCCUCCCCAAUGCAUGAAGAGCAGAUUUUAUAGUUUUUGUACAUAUGAUGCUGUUUUUAAAUAACUGUAUAUGUAGAGCGAGGAUUUAUUUAGAUUGUGUUUUUAAAACAGUAAAAGAGGGAGGAACAGUAAGAGCACAAUAAUGUUGUUUUUAAUGCUGAUUUUAAAUAUCCCAGUUGUGCUCGGGUUUCAUUUGCAUUUGUUGGUAGUUUUGGCCUUGAUGUACGGCUACAAAGAUGUUGACAUUUUUAAGACGGUUUCAGCCUCAAGUUUAAACUACUGGUUCUGUUUUCUGUGAAUGCAGUUUAAAAAAUUUAUUUUAAAAUCACUCCAUCAGAGAUAGGAAGGAAAUCGUUUUGAAACUUAUCUCAAAUAUUUAUAGAAAAAAGGUAUGGAUGUUCGACCUUUUUGUGAAACUUGCAGCUAAUGCUUCCAUUUUUGUGGCUUUUUUCUAGUGAGUUUAUUUUUAUGCCCAAGACUGUUUCUGGAAUUAUUAUGGGUCAAAUUGUAAUAUUAUACAAUACACUAUUGUAUCAAUAUUGCUGCAUUUCCUCUACUGUACCAUAUUGAUGAAUUCAUCAAUAUGGUAAACUGCAGAAUUUUUCCAUAAUAUUGUAUCUUGAGCAUUUUUGCUCUGCAAUAAUCUGCUGGAUUCAAAUGCAUUUCAUUGUUAUUGAUAUGGCAACAAGUUAAAUCAUUAGAAUAUUAGUGAAGUUUUUCUAGUGCCAAGAAAUAAGAAAUGACAGCCCUGUAUACAGUAUACAUUUUUACUUAAAGUACACUCAUAGUACCAAAAAUGUCAAGCAAUAAAGUAUUCUGAUUACCGUAGAACUUAAAUUAAUUGCCCGGGCCUUUAUUUGGGACAGGCGUUAAUAAGAGACAGGCCUAUAAUUAUUUAAAACAAAAUUCAUGCAAAGCACGUUUUGGACAGACUUUCAAAUUGUAAAUUUACAUCAAAACGAAUAUUUAACAAAAUUAGGAUAUCAACAAAUUAAAUUAGAAAUGACUUGGUUGAUUUGAUCUGUUCUAAGCUUUGACACCAUACCAACUUGUUGGACUGUGGGAGAGGGAGACAUUUUUGUUAAUAUAUUUUUGAUCCGCAAACUGAUCAACACUAAUUGCAUAAGCGGCCUCUAAUGGAGACCUGCUGUUUUGUUUUACGGUAUCUUGUACAUUUAGCUACAACAGUGUCAAAGCUCUAAAUCUGCUUUGAUUCACAUCAUCAUUUGGAUGAUUCUCUGAUAGAAAAAAAGGUUCAGGGUCAUGAGAUUUAUAAAAGUCAAACUUAUUAGGACCUUUGCAGAUGCACUUAGAGCUCCCCAUACAGAACGAGCAGACUGAUAUCACACAUGUAGCUGUUGAAGACUUUCCAGAUGUGACUCAUAGCACUUUUAAACAUAGAUUCAUCAACUACUGUUUUCUUACACUUUAAAUUAUUCUAGAUAUUUAAGUUAAAGGAGCAAUAUGUAAGACGUGUACUGAAUGAAAUCAUAAAAUGACCUUACUAUAUCAUCAGACAUUAAGGAAACAUGCUAUGUUGAAGUGCAGCAGCCAGUAUGUCCUCCUUCUAACUUUCAACAGAAUGGUCUGUAUUUUUUUGACCAGAGAAGGUAGGCACCCCCACCAGUCGUUUUGGAUGCCACUCGGUUUGCCAGAUAUGACACUAGUUAUCACCGCAAUCCAACAGGUGUUGAGUGAUGAAAGUGGCCAAGCAAACUGGUUCAGAUAGAAGUGAAUCUAAAACUAGGAUCAAUAUUGGAGAUGCUUUUGGAAAGAGAGGUUAGAACAAAGAAAGUUUUACAGACUGAUGCAGAGCUGGCUAAACACUGAAGCUUCAGUGUCUGCGACAUGGCAACCAGCUUGCAAAGCUUUUGAAUUCAGACUGCAGUACCCAUUUUAAAGGCUAGGUGUCAGAGUCAGAUAUUGCUUCUUUAAUGAACCCCGGUUUACAACAGGGCAUUUAAAGGUUCUUCCAAAUCUACAAUGUUCAUGUUUAAGGCCUUAGAUCUUCUAAGAUAUAGUUAUUUUAUUCUAUAGGCUCAAAGACAAACAGACAAAGCACUAUUUAUAUUGACAUGAGGUUUUUUUUUUCUGCUUUUGAAUGUUUAAUUUAAGAACCAGAGACUGGAGUGCUCUCUUGUAGAAAGUAAAUAAUUUAUAUUCUGUUUUAGGAAUGACUAUGAAUAGUACUCUUCUGUCUCGCCCAACAGCUGUAGAACUUUUUGUUGAUCUUUUUUUUUUUUUUGUCGUAGAUGUCUUGACAACAACAUUGGAGUCCAGCCCACUUGCUAAUGUAGCCUACAACAUUUCCCCAGUGCCUGUCCUUAACUGUGAAGUCCAGAACCAUGUAGAGAAGGAGUUCUGUCAACUCACAGACGUGUUUAAGGUCCCAGUCUUAAGUUUUCACUGAACAAAUGGAUGCAAAGCUUAAAAUUGGUCACUAAAGCUUUUGACAACUCUUGAAAAGUCUGUGGUCUGAGACUGGAAUCAGUCAAACUUUGUGGGUUGUGCUUAGUCUGGAAAAUUUGGAAAAAUGAAAUCUAAACUUUCAGCUCUCUUCAGGGAAUUAAUUUCAGAGGCACAACUCUUCUGUAUGUGGCUCUGGUUAGAUCGAGGUGAUAAUGAAGCACUUGAUGCCACUUGCGGGCGCUCUGCAGCUCUUUUUAUGCUUUCGGGUUUCAGAUGUUACAAAAGUAACUGACAAGGAUCUUCUAUAUUUUUUGUACAAAUGUGAAAAGAUUAUGGUCGAAAACAUGUCUUCAGCAGUCGCUGCUGUUUUCAUCGAUUUAUUUAUCUUAAGGUUUUUUUUGUUUGUUUUUUGGUGAUUUUAAUCUGUCAGCACUGUAGUGUACAUAAGAAGUUUUGUAAAGAGGAAAAUAUGUAUUGUGGUUUUUACUUUAAAUAUGAGCCUAGCUAAUAAAAGGUUCAAUGUAUGGAA